This is a messenger RNA of Thecamonas trahens ATCC 50062, 396 nucleotides long. RefSeq lists its product as uncharacterized. The record is from RefSeq and is a predicted model, not a curated record. The coding region runs from base 1 to 396 and encodes 131 amino acids. NCBI's taxonomy places the organism in Eukaryota, Apusomonadida, Apusomonadidae. The transcript is spliced from 2 exons.
AUGCUCCUCAUGUACGCGCCGGUGAUGGUUGCGCUGGCGGCGUUCAAGUUUGCCUCGAUUCCGCUUCUCGUCUCGCGCUCGCUCAACGACCCGUACUCGCGGUUCGCCAAGUUCUACUCGUGUGCCUUUGCCUGGCUCCGGGACGGGAACACUAACGAGCGCAAGGCCAAGUUGGUGGCGUUCAACCAGGCCAUGAUCGAGUUGACGCAUCGCGGAACCAAUAGGGUCUCAAUUGUCGUUUGCGUGACUAAUCUCUCGUCAUACUCCAGGAUGAUCACCCAGCGUGUCAUCCAGUACUUUGUUCUGCUCAACAACAGCGAUGAGUACUCGUACGCCGAGCACCGGCGGCUGCGCGGAACCUCGAUUCGCGGCUUUAUCCAGGCAGUGUGUGGCUGA